This is a messenger RNA of Racocetra fulgida, 397 nucleotides long. The record is from the annotation of a GenBank genome assembly. Lineage: Eukaryota; Fungi; Glomeromycota; Glomeromycetes; Diversisporales; Gigasporaceae.
AAUUGUCAAUAUUCGGGUUCGGCAACAACUAACUAAUGUGGAAAUUCGAGCUUCGCAAUUAACAAGCAAUCUUGAUGAUAAUACUUACUUAAAAAAUGGUCUUUUUGUGGUAUAUUCUGAAUAUAUGAAACAACGAUUCUAUGUGCAUAUCAAGCUUCAUAUUGGUGACGUCGUAAUUAUAAAAGAAGAAACUGAUGAAUCUUAUGCUAUCGUUAGAGCAAUUUUCACUCACAAGUAUAAUGAUAGAAAUGUGUACACUUUUGUUUGGAUUGAUUGGUUAAAAAAUACUAAGCAUACUGAUUCCCUUUUAAGAUGUCUAAUCUUUGAACGACAGCCAGAUUUAGAUACAAGAUGGCAUCGUAUUUAUCCAAUUUCGGUUCUCAAUGACAUUUCCAAA